This is a messenger RNA of Ruditapes philippinarum (Manila clam), 425 nucleotides long. RefSeq names its product NADH dehydrogenase [ubiquinone] 1 beta subcomplex subunit 5, mitochondrial-like. NCBI's taxonomy places the organism in Eukaryota, Metazoa, Mollusca, Bivalvia, Venerida, Veneridae. The record is from RefSeq and is a predicted model, not a curated record.
UCGUCAGUAAUUUAGUAUUGGCUAAGAAGGAAAGGAAGAGUUGUCGGUCCUCGCAAGGACAGUUAUUGUAAAAAGGUGAAAAUGCCAAUUCUGAGCAAUUUGCGGACGACAGCCCCGGCUGGAGCCCGACUGGCUCAGGCAUUGGUUCGAGUUAAACAGACAGUGAACGUGUCUGUGAGGAAUAUGGGAGGUCAUAAGAUGGUGAAGCGGCCAUCAGAGUUUCAAAAAUAUCAAUUAAAAGAUGACCUUUAUUAUUUCCUAGGGCUAGGAAUAAUUCCAGCUGGCUUGUUUAUCACAUAUCUUAAUGUUACACAAGGUCCUGCUCAGUUGGUAGACACACCUGAGGGUUAUGUUCCAGAACCACAUGAGUACCACAGAUUGCCACUGACAAGGUUACUUGCUAAAUAUGGAGUUGAACCUAUUGA